CUGUAUCUCAUUCCUAGGCUGCUCAUGAUUGGAUUGGGCCAUUCAUUAUGUUUUAAAAAUGAAUGUGGUCGCCGCACAUUUUUCAUUUGAUUGAGUUGUUUGGUUAUUUUGUAUUUUUAGUAUUAUUUAGUAUUUAAUGAUAAUUAUGAAUGAAAACAUGGCAGUUGUUCUCUGUUGAUAUCUGAGAGCAGUUCAAUCUCGUAUUUCUCAUUAAUACAGCUGUCAAAAUUGGAUGAAAUACUAAUUUUUCCAAAGUGGAGAAUGACUGUUCGUUGCAUUUAGGACACAACAAUCUGGCAAUAUUAUUGUUAUCAAUUCAUAACUUUGUUCUCGAAUUAUUGCUACUACUACUACUACGAUGACGCAAGUAGGACGUCUACAUAAUAACAAUAAUCCCUUCUCGUUCAAUCCUCCUCAUCAUCAUCAUAAUAAUAAAUUUGAUCAUGGCAACUCUAAAUCACUAUCACAAAUAUUUCACUUACAACUGCCCGAAUUGGUCACGUCAACACAACACAGUCGGUCACCUGCGUCUAGUGCAUGUCCAUCUGAUGAUUCUGGAAUCGAGAGAACACUGAAUUUAAGUCCAUCAUCACCUUUUCCUGAGGACACCGAUUCAGAUGAUGCACAAUCUUUUGCCGGGUUUGAAGUUCGACGUUCGAACAGCCAUCUGCAGAUGCGUCAACAUCCAUUAAAAGUUGGUACUUCUUAUCAUCAGUUUGGUUGUGAUAGUAAAUAUGUCGAUGUGGCAAGACUUUCUCCACCUGGGACUUGUGCAGCUGUAGUUGAAGACACUUGCUGUCCACUAGCAAGUCCUACUGCAUUAAACAAACCUAAAGUGGUGACGAAUGGAAAUCGUUUUCAAAUAUUAUCUUAUGAACAAGUGACCAGACUGCAUCAUGUUUUGUCGAAAACUAUUCCAAUCCAUAGUAGGCAUCCAGGAUUUCCAACGAUUAGAGUCAAACUGAAUGAUUUGUUUGGUGCAGUACGUGGAAAUCUUAAGGCAGCUGGGAUUCCUGUCCGGAAUAUGCGUUUGAAUGGUGGCGCAGCUUCAUACGUUAUCGGACGAGAGGCCUAUCCUGUAUACAAUGAUAUCGAUGUAUUGAUUUCUGUUGAUUUAACGUCAAACACUUCAACAAUUCAAAAGGUCAAAUCUGCUGUAUUGAAUGCACUGAUAAGUUUUUUACCCGAUGAAAAGUUAGAAGCUAGUCAACAGGAGAGUUCAAAAAGGAUUCAACCAAUGCAACGCAGUUUAAAAUUUAACACCUUAACCGGUUCAUGUUGCAACCUUCAGCUGAACAGUGAUGAUAAUACUCCAAACAUUUCAUCAAAAGAUAAUCAAAGUAUAUCAACAGCUGCUUCUUCACCGAGUACUUCUCCUGUAAGAAUGAAGAGUCAUAUGAGCUCUACAGAAUUGAGAAAUAUUGAUAGGAUGAGAAUGCCAAAUUCUAAUUCCAGUAAAAAAGAAUUCACUGAUUUUUCAGACAGUUCUCCAGAUAAUCAUCAAUGUGAUGUGCAUCAUCAUUCAUCAACUGUUGUCUCAAAAUCUAACCAUAUUGAUUGUUCAUGUUCAGUUCAACCUUCUUCUUUAAUGAUUAAUUCCCCUUCUUCUCUUCAAUCUGGGCAGCAGCAACAGUCCGUCUACACCACCAGUAAUAAUUCACCAUUCAUUACAUUGAAUGUGAACACUAUUCAAAGCUCUGCAUCUACACCGAAUGCUGCCUCCAGUCCAUCAGACGGCUUCAGUUUACGCGAAUCUUAUGUAUACAAACAAUUUCGUAAAUUUAGUCAAGAUGAUGAUUGUUGGUCAUUGUUAUCUCUUGGAAUGCCUUCAUCAGAUUCAAAAGUCAUUGAAUUCAAAUUUGUGGAUCGUAUGAAGCGUCAAUUUGAAUUCACUGUGGAUAGUUUUCAAAUUAUUUUAGACCCAUUAUUAUCAUUUUAUGAAUGUAAUCCAGCAAAAGGUAUUAAUCCCCACUUUUAUCCAACUGUUGUCGGUGAAUCUGUAGCUGGAUCGUUUUCUGAAGCACUUUAUCACCUGGAGAAUAAAUUGAUAGCGACUAUAGAACCGGAAAUGAUUCGUGGUGGUGGUCUACUGAAAUACUGUCGACUCCUAGUAAGUGGUUAUAAACCGGUCGAGGGUGUUGAUGUGCACACCCUAGAGAAAUAUAUGAGUUCAAGAUUUUUCAUCGAUUUUCAAGAUAUCACUAGUCAAAAAGUGAAAUUGGAAGCAUUUUUAGCCAAUCAUUUCAGUGAACAUGAAAUAUCUGUUAAGAUUAACUAUCUACGCAUUUUAUAUCAAGUUGUCAGUGGUUCUACUAUCUGUUUAAUGUCACAUGAACAUUUUCAAACUUUAAAUCUUAUUACAGAAAUGUUACGUUAUUUAAUGCAUUAUUAUCAUUAUUGUUAUUCACAAUUCAAUCGAUCCUCGUUAAGUUUAGAAUGGUUUACUGAGAAACAAAAUCUUGUCUUGGAUAAAAUUUAUUUUGGUACACAAUUAUUUCCUGUCAUCUCACGAAGUGAACCGUAUUCAUCAAGUCAUUGUUAUUGUCGUCUUGCAAAUAAACCAACGCCUGUUAUACAAAGUCAUUCAAAGAUUGAGCAAAAAUCAAGUUGUACGUUUUAUAAUGGAAAGAAGAACAAUUUACAGACAGUGUCAUCGGCAUCACCAUCGUCAACUGAUACGACAAAAUUAAAAUCUGAUGCUGUUAUCCAGAGUGAUGAACAGAAUAAUAAAUAAAUAAAUAAGAUUUUUCUGUUCCUUUCAUCAUAUUUUGAGUAAAUUUUUUUGCAUCUUUUCUCUUCCUUUCUCGUUUUCUUGUCUUUGUCGUGUUCACAUUAUCAUCAUCACCGUCAUCAUCCUCAGCAGCAAAAGUCAUUCGCCCAUUAACAAAAAAAGUGUGUUUAAGAAAAAAGAAAACUAGUCCGAGUAAAAAGCCUUUUAUUUUCAACCUACACUACUCACACACACACACACACCUGGAAUACGCAUUUAAUGAUGAAUAACAAACGAAUGAAUGAAUGAUUGGAUGAAUGUAGACACUCUCUUUAAAAAUGAACUUCUCAAUAAUCUACACAAUAUAUUGCAUGUCUUUGCUGAUUGUAAUACCAAUACCAGUAAUAAUUUCAUCGCAAAAUCAAAAUACCCAGCUACAAAAACAUGUCUAUUCGAAAGAGGUGCAUGAGUACCAUAUUAUUAUUAUUAUUAUUAUACAUUUGUAUCGUAGGGAAAAAACAACUAAAAUUCACUUCACAUUGCAACAACAAAAAAAGAAAAGAUUUAAACUUGAAAAAAAACAAGCCCGGUGAAGGGUGUUUUCUAUGUAUUCAUCUGUGUGUGUGAUCGUCUGUUUGUUUGUUUGUUCAUGUUACAUCAUCAGAUUGAUUGACUGAUUCGUAUUCAUAUUCUUCUAUUUGUUCUCAUAUUAUAUUUACCCUUUGUAUUAUUUACACGUAUAUUUUGUGUGUCUUUCAUUGUUUGUUCUUGUAUAUAAAAGUCAAAAACCCGUUUGUGUAUGUGCGUGUGCGUGACGUCGUGUUUGUCUCUUUCUCUGUGUGUGUUCUUCUUCUCUGUGGAAAAUCAAUAUCAUAAAAAAAAUUUCCUAUCACAAAUUGUGUCAUAUUGUAGUUAUUGUACUAUUUAUUGUACGUGAAUAUACCACCAGCUACGCUACACCUGCCUAUCUAUCUGUCUAUCUGUGUCUUUGUCUCUCAUAUCUCUAAAAAUUGCUGGGGGGUGUUAUUGUUUUGACGAAAUAAUCCACUUCGGAGGAUCUCCUGAUGUCGUGUUUCUGAUGAAAUCAUCAUCCAUAUACACACACACGGGCACGAACACUAAAGUACAACCAUCCAACCAGCUGUAUGUCACAUUUCAAUCAGAUUUAAAGAGAGAGAGAGAGAAUUCAAUAAUAAUAAUAAUAACUUGAAUAAAAUGAAGAGUAUUCAAAUGAAUAAAUAAAUUUUUAUUGUCUUAGUGUUCAUAUACUCCUACUUUUGCAACACAGUUUUCUUCUCUUCUUCCUGAUUUCUAUCUAAUAUUAACUGGCGGACAUCCCCCCUCCAACCCCCCAGCCCCCGAAAUACAUGUGAACGAACAUUCUAACCGAUUUGUAAGAUAUAUAUAUAUAUAUAUAUAUAUAUAUAUAUAUAUAUAUA
Messenger RNA from Trichobilharzia regenti, 4149 nucleotides. The record is from the annotation of a GenBank genome assembly. NCBI's taxonomy places the organism in Eukaryota, Metazoa, Platyhelminthes, Trematoda, Strigeidida, Schistosomatidae.